AUGAUAAAAGAUUCAUUUGUAGCAACUCCAGCUAUAAAUAGAUUAACAAGAAACAAGACUGAAUUUGGUAUUUUGAAUGACAUUUUUGAAGAAAAACAGAUUCGAUUAAUUGUAGAAAAUCCACAAUUGGAAAGGUUAGGUAUUCAAAACUCUAUCAUUUUAGAUUAUGCAACUAAAAAGUUUUCUUCAAUUGGAAAAACCAAUUCAACUGCAACAUGGAAUCAAGUUUUGGAAGAAUUUGGUAAAAGUUUUGAUCGUCAUUAUUAUCAUUCAUAUGAGGUUGGAGUUUAUUCAAGUAGAGCUGCAUCAUUAACUGCUCAUAUCAAACCUCAUGAUGACUCUUUGGCUACUAUUAAUAGUCCAUUUAUAAACAAAGUUGUGGAAUUGCUAAAAACAUAUGAUAAAGUAGUUUGUCAAGGUAUCUCUAUUGAAAGAUUAUUUAGAGAUUGUGAUGUUUUUCAAACAUUUUUCAAUCAUUUCAAGGAAAAAGUUUCAUUGGUUCAAUUAUAUCCACCAAGUAGUUAUUUUAAAAUAAUCAAAUUAAAUCCUUUACAAUUAAUUGAUAAUUUAUAUUUAAUGAAUCAAUUUGGUAGAAAGGAAAAGAUUUCAAAAGAAGAAUUUAAAGAAUCAUUACCUGCGACCAUACCUCAUUAUUCAAAAAAGGUAUUUGAAAUGUUGAAAGAGAUUGAUAGAGAAAAAACUAAAUCAACACCUAUAUUGUUUCUUUCAAUGGUUACAGAUCAAAACCUUCCAACCAUUCUAGAGGGUUGUUUAAAAAGUAAACAUUUUCGUUCGAAUAUGGCAUUCAAGAAAAACUAUCUUUUGAAUUUCCAAUCUCUCAAACAUUCUCUUGGUGGCAAUUCAAAAUCUCUCAGAUCACUUGCUCAAGUUGGUUAUGAAAACUCUAAUUUUCAAAGUGAUCAAGUAUUUGAAAAGGUUUUGGCUGCUAUUGAACAAUCAAUUGCUAGUCAUGAUGAUAACGAGACUAUCAAUGGUAAUAAUAAUUCAAUGGUUAUUGAAAAGGUUAAAUCUCAUCACAAUAAUUAUAGUAUAAUUUUAAAUAAUUAUUUUUUAAAAGAUUUUAAAAAAUGUUUUGACAAUAACCAUAGAGGUUUUACUAGAACUAGUCAAGACUGUAUUUUAAAAGAUCAAGAAAAUGGUUCAACCAAUUUAGCAAUUACUCUAUCAGCAAUGGCUACUCAACCCAAUUUGCAAACUGAAACUGAAAAGGAAAUUGAAAUGGAUGAUUCAAAUACAAUAGAAUCACUUGAAUUAAAUUGUAUUAUCAAAAGAUCAAAAACUGAUGGAGGUUAUGUACCAACAAAAAAAGUAGAUGAAAUCAUUGCUGCAAAUCUCCAACACAAAUCGGAAACAUACCAAAAUGAAGCACAACAACUCUUUGCAGCCAUCAAUCCUUCUACCAACAAUACAGACUUUGUUCAAGUUUUUGGUGUUGAUGCUCCUUUGAUUCAAAAAAAUAAUAAUAAUAAUAAUAAUAAUAAUAAUAAUAAUAAUAAUAAUAAUAAUAAUAAUAAUAAUAAUAAUAAUAAUAAUAAUAAUAUUAAUAUUGAUAUUGAUAAUAAUGAUGUAAUCACAACCUUUUCAACAAAUUCAUUGACAACCAACACAAGAGAUACAAGUACAACCAACACAAAUAUAGCAACAAUUCUUCCUCAUGCUCCUCCUCUUGCCCCUUAA
Messenger RNA from Cavenderia fasciculata, 1698 nucleotides. RefSeq lists its product as uncharacterized. NCBI's taxonomy places the organism in Eukaryota, Evosea, Eumycetozoa, Acytosteliales, Cavenderiaceae. The coding region runs from base 1 to 1698 and encodes 565 amino acids. The record is from RefSeq and is a predicted model, not a curated record. The transcript has 4 exons.